AUGUCGAAAGAAGACAGGCCUUCAAGAAAGCGACACGACUCGGUAGCCGACCCGCGAAAGAGUAAGAAAGACGAGGAUGACAGCGGCCUCGGCACGAGCAAGUCCCGCACACUCUCAUCUGGUACGACAACAGGAGCAGUGCCCAAAGCUCCUGCAGCUGUGCCCAGUCGCCCGACGACAUCGCAAAGUCGGGCCAAGUCGACGCCGGAGCCCAAUGCCCCCGAAGCACCCGUCAAAUCUGCGCUGAACAGAGCGGUGGGUUCGUCUUUGAGAAGCCCCUCUCCCACGCCACCUUCUCUGGGGGCGUAUCCUAAAAAAGUUGAUGCUGGAACAGCGGAAUGGGCCAAAGACCAGAUCGAAGCGACCCCGACGAUAGAGUCCCAGGGGCCGUCCGGCCCCACGCUUCGAUUGUACCACGAGCCACCAGAAGUGCUGGAGAAGGAGGGAAUACCUAAGAAGGCCCUGUUACCCGUGGCGGAAGACGUUGGCUUUCUGACCAGUCAGGCUCCGGACAGUCCGAUUCCUUCGACGUCGUUCACCGUGCAGGCUACAAUCCAAGAACCACCGUCUUCAGAUCCGUCGCCGCCAGAAGAGCGGUACCCUCGCCGGCAGCCAGCCAACAAGAAAGGUGAAGCAUCGCCUCCCAAAGACGAGUCGAAACGACCAGGAAAAUGA
Molecule: messenger RNA, 675 nt
Organism: Dermacentor andersoni
Lineage: Eukaryota; Metazoa; Arthropoda; Arachnida; Ixodida; Ixodidae
Source: RefSeq, a predicted model, not a curated record